This is a messenger RNA of Scophthalmus maximus (turbot), 3937 nucleotides long. It is a transcript of the gene arfgap3, whose product is annotated as ADP-ribosylation factor GTPase activating protein 3. Gene Ontology annotation, molecular function: GTPase activator activity. Gene Ontology annotation, biological process: COPI coating of Golgi vesicle. The transcript has 16 exons. Lineage: Eukaryota; Metazoa; Chordata; Actinopteri; Pleuronectiformes; Scophthalmidae. The record is from RefSeq and is a predicted model, not a curated record. Bases 105 to 1700 code for a protein of 531 amino acids.
GCUCUCCGACUGACGUGUCGCAUUCGGUUAUUGUGGAGGAGAAACUGCGCCGUGUUUUAUUUUUCAUGCCGACGCGAACUUAACUGUUACCGCCCGGUGGAACAAUGUCGGAGCCCAGCAAGCAGGAGAUCUCUGCCAUCUUCAAGCGGCUGCGCUCGCUUCCCACGAACAAGGUUUGCUUCGACUGCUCAGCCAAGAACCCCAGCUGGGCCAGCGUCACCUACGGGGUGUUCGUGUGUAUAGACUGCUCGGGCACUCACAGGUCCCUGGGGGUGCACCUGAGCUUCAUCAGAUCUACUGAGCUGGACUUUAACUGGUCUUGGUACCAGCUGAGAUGUAUGCAAGUGGGAGGCAAUUCCAGUGCGAUGGCCUUUUUCAGUCAACAUGGCUGCACAACCAGUGCGGCCAAUGCCAAGUACAACAGCAGAGCGGCUCAGCUGUACAGGGAGAAGAUAAAGACUUUGGCUACACAGGCUACCAGAUGCCACGGCACUGAGCUGUGGCUGGAUAGUCAGGCUCCUCUCUCGCCGACGUCACCGGAGGACAAGCAGUUGGAUUUCUUUAGUCUGCACUCACAGGGUGUUCCUGAAAUUGUGAACAUGCCCAAAAUGUGUCUCAGCUCCUCCACACAAGAUAAGUGUUUAACGCUGGAAAAAGAGGAAGACAACAAUGGUAAUGCAGAGGAGGGUCCGAGUGUGGACAUGCUGAGCGUCUCUCCAAAAACAAAUCCAGAGCCGUCCUCUAUGUUCAAGAAGAAGCCAUCUGCUGCCAAGAAAACUUUGGCCUCUAAGAAGGGCGGUCUGGGCGCUCAGAAGGUGAGCAGACAGAAUUUCUCUGAGCUGGAGAAGAAGGCUCAAGCUGCAGACAAGCUGAGGGAGAAGGAGGAGGGCUCUGGGAGUGUCAAGAAGAAUCUUCAACCUGAUGAAUCUAUAGCCCCGUCACUGCGAAUGGCCUACAAAGAUUUUGAGCAGCAGAGGAAAAGAGAGGAGCAGAAGCUGAAGGGAUUAGACGGGAAGAAGAAGGAGCAGGCGGAGAGACUGGGCAUGGGUUUAGGCAUGAGGAGUAGUGGAGUUUCACAUUCUGUGACCUCGGACAUGCACAUGAUCGAGCAGGAGAGUCCACUGGGGAAAAAGUCCACCAGAGGACGGAGGUUCACGGAGCAAGAGGAUGACGAAGGCUCCUUCAGCUCCAGGACUGUGUCGCGGCUCGAAGAUCAAACGGAACCGUCUGAUAAUUUCACUUCACGGUGGGACGAUGGUGGCGAUGGAGGAGGAGGCUGGAUGAAGGAGAGCAAGAAACCAGAGCCAGACUUCUACUUGUCCUCCACCAUAUCUUCCUUUGAUGACAGGCCCACAGCCAGGAGGAAACCGGAGCCAGUGACAGACACAGGAGAAGCUCGGAAAAAGUUUGGAAAUGACGUCAAAGCAAUCUCCUCUGACAUGUUCUUUGGAAAACAAGACAACUCUGAGUACGAGGCCAAAACUCGACUGGAAAGAUUUUCCGGGAGCGCGUCUAUAAGUUCAGCAGACCUCUUCGAUGAUCCAAAGAAACAGACUGCGAGUUCGUACCGUCUGACCAACGUGUUGCCCAGUGCUCCCGAUAUGUCGCAGCUCAAACUGGGAGUUCGCUCAGUCGCGGGAAAACUCUCCGUCAUGGCCAGCGGUGUCGUUAGCUCAAUUCAGGAUCACUACAGUACCUGAGUCACUGUUUGUAUCCUCUUGGGAUUCAGCAUCUGCCGUCGGCUGUAAUCUGAUUACCAGAGUUGGAUAAUUUCCCCAGUGAGUGGAGGUUCCUUCCCUGGUGAGAGACGGAGAAAGGUUCAGCUCUCAAAAUGUGCCCCCUAAAUGAUCCUGUACACAUUUUACAUCUCCAUCUUUUUUCUUUUUUCCCCCUAAAAAAUACAGUAUAUUGUUAAAAUCAGGAUAACUGAAGCACAAUAUUUGUUCAUCUGCAGUGAAGUGAAAUCUUGAAGAAUAUUUUAGUUUUGCAGUUUAUUACUUAGUUUGAUUUAUGGUCUUUGGAUUUAAAUAUUUAGAAAAGUACUUUAUAUAGCAGUGUGAGAAGGUUUCUGGUGUUACGAAGGAUUUUUCUUUUUGUCAAAACCAAAGCAGCAGAGACAAUUCAGUUAGAAGAACUUAAUUGGUUAGCACAUGCUCAUACAAUCACUCAUCUCAAACACAAACGCACACUUUUUUUAUUUUUUAUAUUAUAUAUUUUUUGUCCUCUCCAUCCCCAAAGUGCACUUAUGUUUGCUCUUCCACAGACAGGACCAAAAGCUGAAAACGAGGCCUUGGGGGAUGAGAUAUAUAAAUAUAUAUAUAUAUAUAUAUAAAUGUAUAUUUCCUAAUUGAAGAUUAUAUUAGUUAUUUAAAGUAGUAUUGGUUGAAUUAGCAUACACGCUUCAUUACCCUGAAAGUAGCUACAUUUUUCCUCUUGUUUUUGUAGGACAUACAUCUUUAGCACUAGAGGACGGGAUGACACGAGGCCUUAGCAGCUAUAUGAGUUUAAAAAGAAAGGUUUGCCGUUUGGGGAAAAUGUGCUAAUGAAUUUAUUUUUUUUGCCAGAAAUGUGAAACCACUAAUUGUAUUUGUGCGUUUUUUGUUGGUAGGUGUUGUUUGGUACCUCGGACAGAGCCAGGCUAGCUGUUUACAGCUGUUAAUGCUAAGCUAAGAUAUGAGAGUGGGUAUCAAUCUUCAAAUAAGCCUAUUUCCCAAAAUGUCAAAGUUUUCCUUUAAAAAAAAAAACUCAUAACAAAGUGUUAUUUCGAAUUAAUGGCUAUAAUCAAGAAUAUGGUCGACAUGGUAAUAUACAUAUAAAUGUAGAUUUAUGGAUUUAUUUUUUAGUGUGGAGGGGCUUUUGAUGGUGUUUUGAUUUGAAAAGUGUGUUUUACGAGGUCUGCAGUGAAUUCCUAUAGUUGUUUGUUCCCUUUGGCAUAUUAUUUAGUGGCACAGAGAGUCUUGAAGGCUGGAAUCUCCUGGUGCGGUGGGACGUCUUUGUAGCGUUCGACUCCCAUUGUACAGCAACACACAAAAAAAUGAAUGUAAACAGUUACCUUUAAAGCCUUCAAAGUAAAAUUAUGUUUGAACCGCCAAGGUCCUAGUGAUAUAUUUAAUUACGUCAAAUAUAACAGAUGUGACACAAAUAGUACUACAGGAGGUGCCAUAGUGUGUUUUUUUUGUGAGAUUUGAUAUUUAAAAGCAAUAGAAAAGCAGAUAUUCGUUCAUGGCCUCAAUAUUCACAAACUGCAGCGUGUCUGAAGUUUUCUUAUGAGUUGAGGCCCCAGUGUGUCUGAAGCCCAGAUUGGGAACAGGGUGAUCACAUCACUGUACUGUUUACGCUUCUCAGGAGUUUGACUCGUUAAGAUAUGAAGAAAAAAAAAAAGAUUUUACAUCCUUCAAUGACCAAAUAUUCUGUUUACUCCAUCACUAUAUGCCUUAGCCCAAAGAUCUCUUAAAGCAUACGUCUUGAAAAUAUAUUGCAAUACCGUGGAGUCGUCUAGUCCGUUACCUUUUUUUUGCACAUAAUUUGUUAGAAAUUGCACGUGGCAGCUUUUGCUUGAAUGAACCGUUCGAUAUGCGUCCAUGCUAGAGUUUAUGUUUUGCUCAUCUUUGUAAGAUUGUUUAUAUCUCCUGCUGUGGCAAUGUUGUUAAAUGUUACUUUAAAAAGAAACGCAGCUUGUGUGGUAGCCCUAGUAGUUAUUAUAGCUCCCCAGACUUCAUCCUGAAUACUGGACGGCACACGGCUGCUGCUGCAGCCCAUUCAUUUACAUGAUAAUGGUGUAACGGAUCGCUCAAUGAUAACUGUGGAAAACAAUGUUGCACAGGGCUUAGAAAACCAUUUAUAGAAAAAUAUUGAUAAUCAAAUUUUGACAAUUUUUGACUUCUCAAAAUGUAAGUGAGGUUUUUGGAAACCUGCCAAAUAAAAGGCUUGUGCUUAA